AUGUCGGGCCAGAUGAAGGGCCUCAACGGGGCGGGGACUCCAUCCAAGGACAUUCAUGGGUUGAAUGACAUUUGGGUUGUGAAGAUGUUGGAUUCAAUUUUCCAGCCCAUAAUUUUUCUAUGGUUCUGUAUCUGGUGCUUCAUAGUGAACUUCUUUGUGACAUUGGGAGAUCCAUUCUGUCUAAUUGUGCUAUUUCUACUAUGUGCUGCCAUCAUAUAUGCAGCCGUUGCACAUCUACGCAUCCCCCCUCCCUCCGAAGAAGCAGUCCGCAGUGUCCUCGGCCCUGCUUUCGACGAAGACGAGGCAGAGAACGUGAUGGACGUGAUCGGGCACCGUGGAGCAUGCCUGGAUGCGCCCGAGAACAGCCUGUCUGCAUUUCGCAAAUGCAAGGAGCAGGGAGUGAAAGGAGUGGAACUGGACAUAUGUCUGAGCAAGGACGGAGUGGCCUAUGCGUUCCACGACGACACGUUCGAUCGCCUCACCGAGGCCACCGGUCCUGUUUCCAGUCUCACAUGGAGUCAAGUUCAGGAGCUGCAUAUCAGGCCUCCACCUGGUCAUGAGAAUGAAUUUGAGAAGGAGAAGAUCCCCUCCCUGGCUGAAGCCCUGAAUACCUGCUUGGACCUGGGGUUGAAGGUCAUCAUUGAUGUCAAGUAUUCAACCCACCAGGUCCGGAAGGAGGAUCCUCGGAUUGUGUUCUCGAUGGGAUUCCGGCCGUGGUACUACAGCCACAGGGCGUUCUCUGGGCAGCAAGGACCCAGCAGCCCACGAUUCAGGCAUUUCAAGCACAUCCUUGCUGUGGGCCUGGAUCUCAUCAUGCAUUGGGCUCUCAUGCACAUCCUGGUUGACUUCCUGGGCAUCUCUGCUAUCCUCUUCGUCAAGGAUGCCCUUCAUAGUAUGAAGUCACCAGGUGGAAGGCAAAGGGCGUGAGAGUGUAUGCUUGGACGGUAAACAGUCCAACUGCGAAACGGUAUUUCCUCGAGGAGGUGCAGGUCCCAAUUCUCACAGACACUCUUUUUCCAUCCGUGAGGAAGAAACCCUCAUCGGUUUCUUCAUGAAGAGGCACAAGAACAUUCUUGCACUAUUUUGAGCAUCUCAAUUAAAUUUUAAUAGAUCUGUAUUCCUUCCUGGUCUUUCCUGUUGUUGUUUCCCAGUUUGUCAAGAAUAC
This is a messenger RNA of Darwinula stevensoni, 1165 nucleotides long. The record is from the annotation of a GenBank genome assembly. Lineage: Eukaryota; Metazoa; Arthropoda; Ostracoda; Podocopida; Darwinulidae.